Molecule: messenger RNA, 795 nt
Organism: Penicillium riverlandense
Lineage: Eukaryota; Fungi; Ascomycota; Eurotiomycetes; Eurotiales; Aspergillaceae
Product: alpha/beta hydrolase
Exons: 2
Coding region: 1-795 (264 amino acids)
Source: RefSeq, a predicted model, not a curated record
AUGACAAAACCAGCCAUCGUGAUCAUUCCAGGUGCUUGGCACCGGCCAAAGCACUACCAGCAUCUCAUCGACAACCUAGCCAAGGUUAACUAUGAAGCCGUUGGCGUGACAAUGCCCUCAGUCGACUCUAGCCCUCCACUCGCCAGUUGGGACCAAGAUGCGCAAGAGGUCCGCCGGGUGAUCCUGGAAUACUUGGAUGCCGGCAAGGACGUGAUUGCCAUUGCCCAUUCAUUUGGCGGAAUCGCCAUGUCUGAGGCUGCCAAGGGACUCGGCAAACAAGAUCGAGAGAAGCAAGGCUUGAAGGGGGCAGUUUUGAGACUGGUUUAUAUGACCGCCAUGGCGCUGCCAAAGGGUCAGACUCACGUCGGGCAAAUCAAGCCGGUGACACCGGAAGAGGAGGAAAUCGAACGGCAACGCCAGGAAAUGCAGGCGAAGUACGGUGGAAUGAAGUUUACCGAGGAUGGAGCUAUGGUACUCGAUAAAGACAUCAUUGGCCAAGUGUUCUACAACGGAUGCGAUCCUAAAGAUGUGCAAGAGGCAGUCGAUAUGCUGGGAUCUUUCCCUACAGGCCCACUGAGUGUCCCGGUGACAUACUCGGCCUUCAAGGAGAUCCCGAGCACAUACAUCGUGUGCAAGAAUGACCUGGCGUUGCCAGUAUCCGUGCAAAGGAGAAUGAUUGCACAGGGUGAAGGCGCCUUUCAUGUCGAAGAGUGUGACGAGGGCCACUCGCCUUUCAUGAGCAACCCCGGCUUCAUCGUGGACUGUCUUCGCCGGGGGGCAGGUGAAGAUGUUUAG